CGUGAACAUUAUUUAUAGUGGACUUCCCCCGAUGGGAGCAGUCGAAUUUUAGAUAAUGAAUGGUUUAUAAUAUUGUACACAAUGAGUGAGGGAUCGUCAGAGGGCGGGGCGGCAAAGUCUCGGAAGAAACACGGCAUGCUGAAGAUGUACUACGGUCUCGACGACCAACAGGAGAAGCCGUCCAACAUGAACCCUACGGACAUCAACGGCGCUUACUUUAAUCCAGAGGUAUAUCUUACAAUGAUCAUGAAGGAAAAGAGACUCAACGAUCUCAUCGAUAAAGAAGCCGAGAUGGUCAAACAAAUCCGCUCAUUAGACAGCGACAUGCAGACCUUAGUCUAUGAGAACUACAAUAAAUUCAUCAGCGCUACAGACACUAUACGAAAGAUGAAAACUGAUUUUAAGAAAAUGGAAGAAGAGAUGGAUCGCUUAGCAACCAACAUGGAUACCAUUGCCGACUUCAGUGAGAAGAUCAGCUCGACGUUGCAGGAAAGAAGAGCUCAGAUCACCAAGUUGAGCGGUGUUCAUUCACUCCUCAAAAAGUUGCAGUUCUUAUUUGAGCUUCCUGCCAGACUCAAUAAAUGCAUCUCAAUGAAAGCUUACAGUCAAGCUGUCAGGUGA
Molecule: messenger RNA, 621 nt
Organism: Lytechinus pictus (painted urchin)
Lineage: Eukaryota; Metazoa; Echinodermata; Echinoidea; Temnopleuroida; Toxopneustidae
Product: vacuolar protein sorting-associated protein 51 homolog
Exons: 5
Coding region: 82-621 (179 amino acids)
Biological process (GO): retrograde transport, endosome to Golgi; endocytic recycling; Golgi vesicle transport
Cellular component (GO): EARP complex; membrane; GARP complex
Source: RefSeq, a predicted model, not a curated record